Eubalaena glacialis (North Atlantic right whale) is the source of this 893-nucleotide messenger RNA. It is a transcript of the gene RAMAC, whose product is annotated as RNA guanine-7 methyltransferase activating subunit. The transcript is spliced from 5 exons. Gene Ontology annotation, molecular function: RNA binding. Gene Ontology annotation, biological process: RNA 5'-cap (guanine-N7)-methylation. The coding region runs from base 335 to 691 and encodes 118 amino acids. Lineage: Eukaryota; Metazoa; Chordata; Mammalia; Artiodactyla; Balaenidae. The record is from RefSeq and is a predicted model, not a curated record.
AAGCGGAAAUCAGGCGGUGGUCGGAGUCUGGCUAAAGUGGUCCUGUUACGUUGGAGAGCUGAAGGGGUCCGGAGGUCCUGUGACGGUGUUCUGGGCCAGAGAUCUAAACAAUCUAAACAUUAAACAGUACAGCUGCCUCAAAUCCCUGGGGUAUGGGUCAUCUUUCUGGUGAUUUCUGUGAUUCCUAUAGAAAUCAAGGCACGCCUUUAAUUUGCUGAAUUUAUUUUAAACCAUACCCUGGAUUUGAGAAUUUGACAUCUGUUUGCCAAUCCCAGACACAUUGGUAUUUAAUAAGACAUACUGUAAGAGAGCAGAGGCCUGGAAGAAUUUCAGAAUGACUGACACUUCUGAAGCUGUUCCAAAUUUUGAAGAGAUGUUUGCCAGUAGAUUCACCGAAGAUGACAAAGAGUACCAGGAAUACCUGAAACGCCCUCCUGAAUCCCCUCCAAUUGUUGAGGAAUGGAAUAGCAGAGCUGGUGGGAACCAAAGAAAUAGAGGCAAUCGGUUGCAAGAUAACAGACAGUUUAGGGGUAGGGAUAGCAGACGGGGGUGGCCAAGUGACAAUCGAUCCAAUCAGUGGCAUGGACGAUCCUGGGGUAACAAUUACCCGCAGCACAGACAAGAAUCUUACUACCCCCAUCAAUAUGGACACUAUGGUUACAACCAACGGCCUCCCUAUGGCUACUACUGAUAGAAAUGUCAGCAGCUUUUAGUAAAACCAUUUACUCUGUUAACAUGACAAAAGUUUAUGUUGUAUUUUCUGUUGGUCAUAGUUUUACAUCUGAUUGUAGAGAGUGGAUUGAUUUUUUGGAACUUGAGACUUUUUUUAAAUUACAUCUUACUGGAGAGAUAUGAUGGCUGCUGGAAAUAUCAAUAAAUACUCCCCUAAAAAG